Molecule: messenger RNA, 1481 nt
Organism: Puntigrus tetrazona (Sumatra barb)
Lineage: Eukaryota; Metazoa; Chordata; Actinopteri; Cypriniformes; Cyprinidae
Gene: c11h6orf120
Product: chromosome 11 C6orf120 homolog
Exons: 2
Coding region: 321-971 (216 amino acids)
Source: RefSeq, a predicted model, not a curated record
UUGUCAACAUAUCAAAGCACCCGCGUUAGUUACGAAUUGUUUUUUUGUUUCAGUUUCCUAAACUACUGGUGUGUUAGCCAGCUAGCUAAAUAGCUCACUUAUUCUUUUGUGCAAACUUCAGGAAUUAGAAGUCUUUCUAACUUAGUUUAGAAACGCAGUGUGUUGUAGUAUGUCGCACUGAAUAACGCUAAAUAUUUUUACAGGGCAUCGUAUUAACAAAAACAGUAUUUUGAAGCUUACUCGCUGGGUGUCUGCUUAUUUUAAAGCGCUGUGUGUCGUUGAAUGUCAUCUCCUAAUGAUCGUUUCCACUUUCGAAAAAAAUGAUUUUACUGAUUCGGGAUUGUCCGUGCGCCCUGCGAAGACGUCUGGAGGGAGGUUGCAGAUGUAGCUGGGGUCUGGCAGCUGUGACCAUGGUGCUGUGCUGGGGUUGUUUGUUGGUGCUGGCGGCCCUGUCCCGGGCCCUGGGCUCUCUGCAGCAUUCAGAGGAGCCUUCUCUACCGGAGGAAUGGGUCCUGCUCCAUGUCGUGCAGGGCCACAUCGGUGCGGGAAACUACAGCUACCUGCGUCUCAACCACGAAGGACGCAUUAUCUUGUAUAUGCAAAGCCUCAAGGGAGAUGCGGACCUUUACGUCUCUGACAAGACUCUGCGGCCAAACUUUGAUACCUACAAGCUCCAGUCGACCACCUGCGGCCAGGACAUGGUGAUCGUCCCAGGGGAUUUUCUUAGGCCUGUCGGAAUCGGGAUCUACGGACAUCCCUCCUACAUGGAGAGCGAGUUUGAGAUGAAGGUGUUUUACGACCAGACGGCACUUACAGAAGAGGAAAUCGAGAAAAACUCUUACUCCCCAGAUGAUACUCCGGGGCAGUCUCAACACUCUCAGGGCCCUGCGGAUGUGACGGAGGAAGAGGAAUCGAUCCUGUGGACUAUUCUGAUUGGGAUUCUUAAGAUCAUACUUGAAAUUUUGUUUUGAUUUUGAUGUUCCAGCUGCCAAAAUAACACCUUUGCCACAAUUAAACCUUUUUCUCAUUUAGAUCAAAUUAGCGGUUUAUUUGUUUCGACGAAGAACUAGAAGUGCUUUGCCUGGAGUUUUGUUUAAAUCUUUUGCACCAUCAGCACCCUAUAGGGAAUAUGUUGAUUGCGUCCAAAUUUUUAAUAUGCAAAUUAUACAUUUGUUUGUCAAAUUAGAUGGCAUAUCAAUGCAACUGAUUUCACUUAAUACGUCGAACACAAAUUCUCUUUUGACAUUUUAUUGAUUAGUUAAAAAAGGAAGGUUGCGUGGUGCAUUUGUUUGUGUUUUACUGACCUUAGGAUGUGAAUUGUAGGUUUUAAACUGCACUAUGCAAUCACACAGAUCACCUUGUGACAAAGGUCGUACGGCUGUGCCUAUUGUGAAGAAGAGUCUGUUGACUAAUAAGCAGCAAAGAAUCUUCUGCGCCUGUAGUUGUAUGAUACAAAUAAAGUAAUCACUUAUUUUUGAAAA